This is a messenger RNA of Danio aesculapii, 625 nucleotides long. It is a transcript of the gene hamp, whose product is annotated as hepcidin antimicrobial peptide. NCBI's taxonomy places the organism in Eukaryota, Metazoa, Chordata, Actinopteri, Cypriniformes, Danionidae. The transcript is spliced from 3 exons. Gene Ontology annotation, cellular component: extracellular region. The coding region runs from base 163 to 438 and encodes 91 amino acids. Gene Ontology annotation, biological process: defense response to bacterium; intracellular iron ion homeostasis. The record is from RefSeq and is a predicted model, not a curated record.
UCCAGCAUUGAGCAACAUCUGACUGGAAGAGCUGAAGCGUCAUGCGGGUCAAAGGACAGACUGAGCUCACUAUAAAUAUCAGAGCAGAGCAGAAGAAAAGUAGAUCCACAAGAAGAAAAAGAUCAUCAUCAUCAUCAUCAUCCUCAUCCUCCACAACUGAAGAUGAAGCUGUCAAACGUGUUUCUGGCUGCUGUCGUCAUCCUGACCUGUGUUUGUGUCUUCCAGAUCACAGCCGUUCCCUUCAUACAGCAGGUGCAGGAGGAGCAUCAUGUGGAGAGUGAGGAACUGCAGGAGAACCAACAUCUGACUGAAUCUGAGCACAGACUAACAGACCCUCUGGUUUUGUUCAGGACCAAGCGCCAAAGUCAUCUUUCCCUGUGCAGAUUCUGCUGCAACUGCUGUCGUAACAAAGGCUGCGGAUACUGCUGCAAAUUCUGAGAAUUUCUUUAAAAAGACUUAACUUAUUUUACCCUUUUUAUCUUGAGAAAUCCCUGCUGAAAUGAUUUCCAUGCUGUUUAAAAAAGAAAACGGGUAUAAAUGCAGGCUGCGUCUCCAUGCUUUUCUGCUUUAUAAAAGUUGCAGCUAAUCAAAUUUACCAAAAAUAUUUAAGUGAAUGCUUUUAUAA